AUGGGCAAGAUCAUCUUCUAUGAGGAUAAGAACUACCAGGGUCGCAGGUAUGAGUGUGACAGCGACUGCUCUGACUUCCACUCCUACCUGAGUCACUGUAACUCCAUCCGCGUGGAAAGCGGGACAUGGGUGGUCUACGAGAGACCAAACUACCUCGGCUACCAGUACAUCCUGACCAGAGGCGAGUACCCCGAACACCAGCGGUGGAUGGGCCUCAACGACAGAGUCAGCUCUUGCAAGAUGAUUCAUUUUGCCAGCGAAGCCCCUUACAAGAUCCAGCUCUAUGUUAAAGGGGACUUUGCUGGCCAGGCGUUUGAGGCAUCCGAGGACUGUCCCUCAGUGCUGGAGAAGUUCCACUUGAGGGAGGUCCACUCCUGCAAGGUCCUGGGAGGCUGGUGGGUCUUCUUUGAACACCCCAACUACAAGGGCCGCCAGUACCUGCUGGGCAAGGGCGAGUACCACAGGCCAGUGGACUGGGGAGCUGUCUGCCCCACCGUGCAGUCCUUUAGAAGGCUAACUGAGUAG
Myripristis murdjan (pinecone soldierfish) is the source of this 525-nucleotide messenger RNA. Its product is annotated as gamma-crystallin S-like. Bases 1 to 525 code for a protein of 174 amino acids. Gene Ontology annotation, biological process: lens development in camera-type eye; visual perception. The record is from RefSeq and is a predicted model, not a curated record. Gene Ontology annotation, molecular function: structural constituent of eye lens. The transcript is spliced from 3 exons. NCBI's taxonomy places the organism in Eukaryota, Metazoa, Chordata, Actinopteri, Holocentriformes, Holocentridae.